GCGCCCCGCGUCGUCCUCCCCCGCCACACUCCUUUCACUCAACGGCCCCUCUAGGACACCGUUCUCCGCGAGCCCCGCCGGAGUACAGUUCUCGCGGACAUGGAGGCCCGGGAGGAGGCUGAAUGGGUAGCAAUUGCCAAUAAACUUCUUUUGAAAUGUCACAUUUGCCUGAGGAUAGAGUCUCUUUCAGAGUGUGAUGCAAAUGUGUUUAUUACUCUUUAUCAUUCUAUCUUGGGAGAAGUAGUGCCAGACCUAAUAACUGUCCCUAAGAACCAAGAAGACCAUGCACACAAUGUACAAGCAAUUAUUGAUUCACUGGCUUUGGAUUACUUGCAGGUCAGCUUGUCCCACAUCACAGGAGAAAAUGUUGUUAGAGGAAAUAAGGAAUCUAUUAAAAAUCUCUUGGAAAUAUUUGAUGGAUUGUUGGAGUACCUUACAGAAUAUAGUGAGGCAUCCUCUCAGGAAAAAGUUGAAACUGACCGAGUAGCUAAAGAAUCAAUUCAAGGUAUAUUUUCAAGAGAAUUGGAAGAAAAAAUUGGAGAGACCAAACCAGCACAGGCCAUGACAUCAUUUGGAAGGUCUUCCCAAUCUUCUGAGUUUUUUGUUCCAUUUUGGGAAGUAGAUGGAUCAGAGUCCACUGGUGAAUUGAUUAGACUUGGGGAUACAGCUUAUACAUUUUCUUUAAGGAAAGUUGGUGUUGAAGAAUCACAGAAUGAAAGAGAUUCAAUCUUCCAAGGAUCCAAGGCUGAGGAAGAUCUUGUGAAAUCUACCUCAUGUUAUUCUAAUUACAUAAUAGAUAGUAAAUUAGCUGCAUCUGAUGAGUCUACAGAAAUUUCUUCCAAGAGUCUGACUCCAAAUGCUAAAAAAUUGGGCGAGCCCAUUCGUUCAGCUAUUCCUUUGCAGCCACCAUAUCAACCUCUUGAGCCUCCAGCACCUUUCCCUAUGGGAAAAGAAUACUAUCAUUCUUCAGCUAUAAAUGUUAAUGAAAAGCAUGAAAGACCUAAAUUUACAGAAUUGUUUGAUCCAUUUUCAGAAAGGAUUCAGAGUCCUAACUCAGAUCUACUUCACGAGCCCUACCUCAAAUCUGGCAAUGAGGAGCCACCAAAAGAUCCUGGUGUUGGAGAUACGCCAACAUCAGAAACAAGUACACAAGAUCAAAACUGCAGCAUGAAGUGCCUCAAUAGCAUUGAGAAACUUUCCCCAACUUCUCACCUGUCUGAAGAAAUUAAGCUGUCAGUGUCCCAGUCUCACUUAUCCAGUCCUAGGAUACAAAGACUUUUUAAAGGAAGAAGCAGAACAGAAAACUGUGAUCUACUCACUGAUGAGCUACCUCUGAACCAGAGACCAAGUUACAGAUUGACUGAGCAAGAAUUGUACUCAAUGUCUGAGAAACUCUCUCACCAACUAGAAGAAUUAGAUUUAAUGUUAAGAAAUGCCCUGAGUUCAAAAACUAGAGGCAAAGAAGAGAUUAAAGAUGAUGAUGAUGUAUCUUUUCUGUGCAGUGACACUAUCAACGAACAGCUAAAGAAGUCUUACCCAGGGCUAUCUACAAGAGGCAGACAGUUCCAAGUGGGGAAAUUACGAAGACAAAAACAGAAUGAAUCAGAUCUACGACGAUUUCGAGCAAAGGUGUUAGCCGAUACAUUUGAAAAGCAGUUGCAUAGAAGUGAAAUUCAAGAAGGAAGUGAACUUCCAGUGCCAAAUGAAGACCAGGAAAUAACAGAACAAGAAUACAAAGAAAAUAUCCAGAAAAGACCUUCAAAAACUUAUCAACCUGUGAAAGUUUAUUCUAAAAAAACCAUACCUUGGAAUCUCAAACACAGUCAGUGGGUUCCAAGAAGGAACAUCGCAAAGGCAAAGAAAGGAGUUCCAUUGAAAAUAAAGGAUGACAAUCUUUUGCCCUUGCUUCUGGAAGAAUUUCCAUACCUUCACAUUUCUGGCCAAACACUUGGGAAAAUGUGGAAACAACAGCUCUUUCAAACUGAACAGCUGAGAAAGAUGGCAUCUGGAGUGGAACAAUCAAAGAAGAAAUUCCAAUUUAAAAUUGAAGAAGCAUUAAGAAGACAUGAUCUCCUUGCUGAAAUUGUUAAGAAAGAACAUGAACAUAAUAAGAGACUGCAAGAUUUUAAGGAACGCAUGUGUAGGCAGAAGGCAACUCAGAUGAAAAUAAAAGAGAGACGACAGCAAAUCAUUCGAGCCAAAAAAUAUUAUGAGGACUAUAGAGUUCAGUUACAUGCAAAAAUGAUGCGAGCACGGACACGUGAAGAAAUGAUAUUUAAGAACCUCUUCAGAGAAGGUUUAGAAAUUCAAAAGUUAAGAUUACAAGAACUGAGAAAUUAUGCUAAAGAUAAGCGGGAAGAACAAAAGAAACUGCAUGAGAAUGAACUGCAAUCAUUGGAAAACUAUUAUAAGGAUCAGUUUGAAAUGCUAGCAGAAGCUGUAUCACAGGAACGACAAGAAAUCAAAAUGAGAGAGAAAGCUCAAACAAAGACAUUACAUAAGAUGAAAAGGGAAUUGAGAUCCAAGAUGGAGCAAGAAAUUCAGCAAUUGCAGGCCAUGAUAAUUAAAAAUGAUGAUGAUCUCUUCUUUCGGGAAGUGGAAGCUGAACGCCUUAAAGCUCACCUUCAGAUGGCUUCAUUUCAGUACAGCAAAGGUCAUUUCCUUUAAAAUGAAAGAGCCAACUCUAGAAUAAGUUUUUAUUUUACUUGAAAAAAAUUUGUGUGUGUGUAUGUGUGUGUUUCCUAGAGCAUGAUAAAUGAUGAGAAUGAUUGAAACAAAGAUUACACAUUUGUGUGUAAUCAAUUUUUAAAGAACCUUAAAACACUGAAUGUAACUCUUUUUAUAUUUUAGGCAUUUCUAAUAAAAAAAAUUUUUUUAAUGUUC
Molecule: messenger RNA, 2883 nt
Organism: Antechinus flavipes (yellow-footed antechinus)
Lineage: Eukaryota; Metazoa; Chordata; Mammalia; Dasyuromorphia; Dasyuridae
Gene: CEP95
Product: centrosomal protein 95
Exons: 23
Coding region: 100-2667 (855 amino acids)
Cellular component (GO): centrosome; spindle pole
Source: RefSeq, a predicted model, not a curated record